AUGGAAAAGAAUUAUAAGAACGUCUCAUCUUUUGAGAUUCAAAGCAAACAAGAGUUGAUUCUUGACAUUGAUGAACACUAAUAGAAAGAGCAUAGACAUGACAAAUCGAUUGACACUGAAAAUAACAAGAAAGCUUCUGAUUUUUAAUGCUUAAUGAUAUCAAUCAAACUAUUCUUUGGACUAUCUUACUUAUCAAUACCAAAUACUUUUUCAUUGGGUGGAGUCAUUGGAGGAACUGUAAUGCUAACUGUGGUUGUUUGCCUCAACCUUAUAACUAUGAUGCAAGUUCUUUCUGUUGGAAACUAACACCCAGGAGUAAAAUCUUAUUCAGAGCUAGGUUAUAAAGUAUUUGGGAAGAGAGGCAAAGUAUUAGUAGACCUAUGUAUUUGCAUAACUUAGUUAUCCUGCUGUAUUGCAUACUAAUACUUUACAGCUUCCUCUAUUGAUUUUAUCUUAUGCCAAGCUUCUAAUAACAAUCACUGCUAUGGAAACAGGCUAUUCUUGAUAUUGAUAAUGAUUCCAGUGAUAUUUUUGAGCUUCCUCAGCUCAUAUAAGGCUUUAUCAUACCUUUCUAUUCCAUCAGUCAUUAUUGCAGUAAUGGGUAUUAUUACAAUAUUCUCGUACUCUAUCGACAAAAUCAAGACCAAUGAAUAAGAACCUUUUGAGGAUAUCCAAUGGUUUAACCUUUCAGCUGUACUUGGAAGAGUUGGUAUUGCGAUGCACAUAUUCAGUGGAAAUCCAUCAAUACUAAAUAUCUAGAGCGAAGCUAGAAAUAAGAAAAGGUACCCAACUCUCCUCAAACUUGGAGUACUAUUUCUUUUAAUCCUCUACUCACUAUAUGGUACAGUAAGUUACAUAGCUUAUCGAGAGAAAACUCAACCUAUAUUUAUCAUGAGUAUGGUUCCUAUGGAUAAGUUCAUUUACUUUGUCUUUUUGUGUUUUGCUUUCAAUUCAAUGACGUCCUAUCCUGUUUAGAUCCUGACAGCAUUCCAAAUAGUAGAGAAACUUGAGCUAUACCAAAACAUUCAUGCACCUUAUCAUUUAAAGAGAUAUCUCUCCAGAACCUUGAUUAUAAUAUCUGUGACAUGCAUAAGUUUAAUCGUACCCAAUUUCACAGAUUUCUUAAAUAUAUCUGGGUCUGUGGGAGCAACAUUUUCAUGUUUCGUGAUUCCCUAGCUUUUGUAUAUGAGUUAGUACAAGGAAACUAUAAAGUUAUAUGAGAAGAUCGGAUGUAUAAUGCUUUUGUUAAUAGGUAUUAGUGGAAGUGUGUUUUCAAUACACUUCACAAUUAAUAGAAUAAUUCAUGGUGAUAACCAUUGA
Stylonychia lemnae is the source of this 1320-nucleotide messenger RNA. The record is from the annotation of a GenBank genome assembly. NCBI's taxonomy places the organism in Eukaryota, Ciliophora, Spirotrichea, Sporadotrichida, Oxytrichidae.